UGUAAUUUCUGAUCUACUGGGAAUCAAAAAUAAUAAAUUUAAAUAGAUUUCAAAAGCGAUAUCAUUGAUAGUAAUAAAAAGAAAGAAAAUACUAUGAAACUAUGAUUAACUCUUGUUUUUCUGAGUUUAUAUUUGGGAAGAAACUUUUUUUUCAAGCAGCUGAAGUAAUAAUAAAAUCAUUAAGUGUAAUAGCAUGUGGUAUGGAAGAGUUCCUGUACUGACAGUGUCUGUGGACUGCCCCCUAGUGUUUUGGAAGAUUCACUUCGACGUUAGUACGUCACUCUCCACCGGCCGCCGCGAUAGCCUCAGCCAAUGGAGAGUGAGUACUGAGCAUUCCCUCAGCCAAUAGCAGCCUGUGUUGUAUUUAAAGGUUUUAAACCGAGGGCCGUUUGAAAUUAAACGAGCAGUGUUCGGAGAGUUAGCCAAUCUCAGUCAGUCUCUGUACUGCUACAGCUUUGUGUUUCGACUUUAUUGUUUUAUUAGCACUCAUGUAGUAUUUUUCAGAAAAAAGAAGUGAUACUAAGGUAGACUCGUCGUAACGUCUUCGUGGAUAGUCCUUAUGUUUGUAGCGAGCCACAAACGCCAGCUGUGGUCUACUGGCCGAUGUAGCUGUUAGCUAGCCUCCCUUGGAGCUGUUUUCGACCUGUUUAUGUUCUAGAAAAAUUAUCGUUUAGCGCUGAAUCGGGUCAUUGCAAUAAUAUAUUUAGAUUAUGGACUCUACUGCUAUGCACAAGAUGCCAAAAGGCACGAAACUUCAAAGGCCUGAAAUUAAGUCAACCAGUGAUGGGCCCAAGCGGAUUCCUGUAUUGCAGCAGUCACAGCCCAUUCAGAAGGCUGUAGUCACACCAACCCCGCAUCAGCGAGUUCUAGGUGUAUCAAAUGGACCUCAGCGCGUUCAGAGGCCUAUGAGUCACCAGAAACCAGUGUCAAACCUGCCCGCUACUGUCAAGUCGACACACCCUGCUGAUCAGAAUGUGAACCCCGCUACUCAGAAUGUAAAUGCAGCAACACAGCUCAAACCCAGCACCCAGCAAAAGCAGCUGAAAACGCAAGCUCCUAAACCAAACCUGACCAAACCCCAGUUGGAACCACAAAAGCCAGAGAAGCCACAGGACAAACCUGCCAAGAACGAUCAUGCACAAACCUCUACAUCAAAGACACGAUGGAGUCUGGAAAAUUUUGACAUUGGUCGUCCUUUGGGAAAGGGGAAGUUCGGGAAUGUCUACCUCGCCAGGGAGCGACAGACUAAGUUCAUCCUGGCCCUGAAGGUGCUCUUCAAAAAGCAGCUGGAGAAGGCUGGGGUGGAGCACCAGCUGAGGAGAGAAGUGGAGAUCCAGUCUCACCUCAGGCAUCCGAACAUCCUGCGACUCUAUGGCUACUUCCACGAUGCCUCUCGUGUGUACCUCAUCCUGGAGUUUGCACCCAGGGGAGAGCUGUACAGCGAGCUCCAGCGCUGUGGGCAUUUUCCCGAGAACAUAAGCGCCACGUACAUCAUGGAGUUAGCAGAUGCCCUCAACUAUUGCCACACCAAAAAGGUGAUCCACAGGGACAUCAAACCAGAGAACCUGUUACUGGGGGCCAAUGGGGAGCUCAAGAUCGCGGAUUUCGGCUGGUCUGUUCACACCCCGUCCUCCAGGAGGUCCACUCUGUGUGGGACACUGGACUACUUACCUCCAGAGAUGAUUGAGGGGAAAACUCAUGACGAGAAAGUGGACCUGUGGAGUCUCGGGGUCCUUUGCUACGAGUUCCUGGUUGGAAAACCCCCAUUUGAAGCAAAAACCCACGAGGAGACCUACCGCAGGAUUUCAAGGGUGGAGUACUCUUACCCACCACAGGCCACUAUCAGUGCUGGAGCUAAAGACUUGGUUGCCAGGCUGCUGAAGCACAACCCUAUGCACAGACUGCCCAUCCAGGGAGUCCUGUCCCACCCCUGGGUGGUCGAGUACUCGACCAAGAAGCCAACAACCUUAAACAGUGAAGAGCCCAGCCAGUGACUGGUCUCUAUGUACGACCGCACGUCUGAUGGAGACUGUACAAGAUAAACACGAGGGUGUAGCUGAUGUAUGAAAAUCUGCUUCUAUCUCUGACUUUAAAACCACUUGGUGGAACAGUAUUUUGGUUUGCAAAUAUUUUGAGCCACUUAGCUAUAUUUGUUAUCUUUUUUUUUUUUUUUAAACUUAAUGUUUUCUGUCUUACCUGAACUUUCUUUCUGUGGCAUUCUGUUUCCUGUAAAUAUUUUACUGUCUGCAGAAUUAUGAGAGUUUUACUGAGCUUUUCUAAAACGUCAUUACUUGAAAUUGAAAAAUAAAUUAUCAUCAAAGACUCUCACUCUGGAAUUUGUCCAGUGUGUAUUUAACAGUUUUUGUGUUUCAGGCUCAGUUAUUUUACUCAGUAACCUGUCUUCACACUGACGUUUGAGUGAGGCGCUCUCAUCGACUUCAUACACCUCCAGCUGUGUCCAGGCUGCACAGGGAGCUGGUAGAAGAAUUUGUCAUUUAUGAAAAGUUCCUGUUUCAUUUAUUUGUAAUGUAAGUGUGACUUGUGGGUCUGUGGUAACUGGAUUGGUUAGAUAUUUGUUUUGAGGGAGUGUGUGUGAGUCCUAAAUAAGUGGAAUUGACUUUAAUUUCAAUAAGUCACAGAUUAAAACUGCAUGUGCCAAAUAUGAAAAACAUGUUAAAGGUUUGCUGACCUGUCUUGA
Messenger RNA from Maylandia zebra (zebra mbuna), 2698 nucleotides. It is a transcript of the gene aurka, whose product is annotated as aurora kinase A. Gene Ontology annotation, biological process: protein phosphorylation. Gene Ontology annotation, molecular function: ATP binding; protein kinase activity. The record is from RefSeq and is a predicted model, not a curated record. NCBI's taxonomy places the organism in Eukaryota, Metazoa, Chordata, Actinopteri, Cichliformes, Cichlidae.